UGUUUUAAACCAUGUUUCACCUGCUGCUGUUGGCCGGCGUGGUCCUGGGAGGAUACAUCCUCCUCACACAGACCCUCUUCAAAAGAUCCAAAUGUAAAGGAAACGCAGCGAUGGCCGGGAAGACCAUCAUCAUAACAGGAGGGAACACCGGCAUCGGUAAAGCCACAGCUCUGCACCUGGCCAGGAAGGGAGCCAGAGUGAUCCUGGCCUGCCGAAACCGGGACAAGGCCCAGUCCGCCAUCACAGAUAUACAAGAGGAAACAGGAAGCACUGACGUGAUCUACAUGCAGUUGGACUUAGCCAGUCUGAAGAACGUCCGCUGCUUCGCUGAAACUUUCUUGAAAACGGAGUCCAGGCUGGAUCUGCUUAUCAACAACGCCGGUCUGGUGGCUGACGGGCGGACAGAAGACGGUUUCGGCAUUGAGUUCGGGGUGAACCACCUGGGACACUUCCUGUUGACCUGCCUGCUGCUGGAACGUCUGAAGGAGGCGGGUGGAGGACGAGUGAUCACCCUGUCCUCAAUGGCUCACCGCUGGGGACACGUCGACUUUGAGGCUCUGGCGGCAAACAAAGACCUGGGCACCGGUGGGUACAGCUGGCAGUUCUUCCAGGCUUACUGCAACAGUAAACUGUGCAACGUGCUCUUCACCCAUGAGCUCGCCAAGAGGCUGAAAGGAACCAACGUCACCUGCUACAGUGUCCACCCAGGUGUUGUUCGGACCGAGCUGUCACGUCACGUCAGCCUGUGGCAGAAGGUUUUCAUCGAACCCGUGGCCCAGAUGCUGUUCCUGGACCCGGAGGCCGGAGCUCAGACCACGCUGCACUGCUGCCUGCAGGAGGGAAUCGAACCUCUGAGCGGACGUUAUUUCUCUUGCUGCGCCGUACAGGAAGUAUGCGCCCGGGCCCGAGAUGAUGUCGUGGCCCGGAAACUGUGGGAGGUCAGCGAGAUGCUCUGUGGACUCUCUUAGGACGAAAUGACCACAAAGGACUUUUUCUCUGCUUUAAAUUUAAUUGAGUCCAUGAACCAUGAACUCUCCCUCUGUUUAAAACGGAUUACUCUGGUGUUAUAGUGUGAUAAGUUGGACUUUGUGUCUCCACCAAUGUAAUAACAUUAAUAACAAUACAUUGUGCACGUCUAGUUUUGCUGUGUUACAUAUCUUAAUCACCCCUCUCACGUU
Molecule: messenger RNA, 1178 nt
Organism: Morone saxatilis (striped sea-bass)
Lineage: Eukaryota; Metazoa; Chordata; Actinopteri; Moronidae
Product: dehydrogenase/reductase SDR family member 13-like
Exons: 6
Coding region: 12-968 (318 amino acids)
Source: RefSeq, a predicted model, not a curated record